UCGGUUCUCUCUCUCUCUCUGGCAAACAAAACAAAGUGGAAAAAUAGAAAACAAUUUUUAUAAAUAUGCUAACGUCGCGGAUCGGAGCGCAAUGGUUAGUCAUUCUGAUACUGACGAUGGCAGCGAGCACUACUAAACUGGAAAGUGGAACGUGCCCGGUGGCGACGGCCUCCGGCUGCGGAGUAGCUCCUCCGGACCAGGCCCGCUACGACAACUACCGCAUCUACAACGUGGAGUUCGAGAACGAGGAGCAGAUCGAACUGUUCCAGAAGCUGGAGGAGCAGAGCGACAGCCUCACCUUCAUCGGCCAUGCCCGCGAGAUUGGCCAGAAGUUGUCCAUUCUGGUGGCGGCGCAUCGCGUGGCUGAUAUUGCCGACCUGAUCAAGACCUACAAAGUUAAGCACCGGGUUCUGACCUACAAUUUCCAGGAGAAGAUCGACCGUAAUCUGGGCGAGGUUCAGCCGGAGAGCAUUGAUGCCUCGAAGUUUGACUGGCAGCACUUCUUCCACCUGAAGACCAUCUACGAGUGGCUGGAUAAAAUGGCCGAGAAGUACCCACAGCGCGUGACCGUGCUGGACAUGGGCACCAGCACUCAGGGCAAUGCCAUCAAGGGCGUCAAGCUGAGCAGCAGCCCCAGUAACAAGGCCAUCUUCAUUGAGAGUGGCAUCCAUGCCAGGGAGUGGAUUGCCCCAGCCGCGGCCACUUACAUCAUCAACCAGCUGCUCACCUCCCAGGAUCCGAAGGUGCAGAAACUGGCCCAGGACUACAACUGGUUCGUCUUCCCCUGUGUCAACCCCGAUGGCUACAAGUACACAUUCGAGCACGAUCGAAUGUGGCGCAAGAAUCGUCAGUUGUUCGGCACCUGCCGUGGGGUGGACCUCAAUAGGAACUACCCGGACCACUGGAACUCAACGGGCUCCAGCAGCGAUCCCACCCGCUACGAUUUUGCAGGACCCUCAGCUGGUAGCGAGCUGGAGACCCAGCGCUUGAUUGAGUUCAUACGUGCAAACGCGGGUAAGGAGCAGAUCAAGACGUACAUUGCGCUGCACUCCUACUCCCAAAUGCUGAUGUUCCCAUAUGGUUACACCAAGGAGCGGGUGUCCAACUACGACGACCUGCAGGAGUUCGGCAAGAAGGCAUCGGCGGCGAUCAAGGCGGAGAGCGGCAGGGAUUACGUCAGUGGCAGUCUGUACGAAACCAUCUAUCCGUCGAGCGGCGGCAGCAUGGAUUGGGCGCAUUCCGAGGCGGGUAUCCCGAUAGCAUACACCUUCGAGCUGCGCGGUCCUCCGGAUAGCCAGGACCUCUUCAUCCUGCCCGCAGUGGAGAUCCAGCCCACUGCCAGCGAAGCUUUCACCGCCAUUCGCGCCAUCGUUGAAGCGGCGGCCGAGAAGGGCUACUACAAGUGAAGGCCCUGGAUUUGCCAGCUUGUUUUACGUUCAACGAUCUAGACAAACUCUAAGUGCAUUUUUUAUCGGCAACACGAUAUUAUCUUUAUCUAUAUAAAAAUAAACUCAUAUAAAGACAACAUAAA
Drosophila subpulchrella is the source of this 1531-nucleotide messenger RNA. Its product is annotated as zinc carboxypeptidase. Gene Ontology annotation, molecular function: metallocarboxypeptidase activity; zinc ion binding. The coding region runs from base 66 to 1406 and encodes 446 amino acids. The record is from RefSeq and is a predicted model, not a curated record. NCBI's taxonomy places the organism in Eukaryota, Metazoa, Arthropoda, Insecta, Diptera, Drosophilidae. The transcript has 2 exons. Gene Ontology annotation, biological process: proteolysis.